ACUUUGGGCCUUGAGAUUCAACAACACAUCAGUCAAAAGCUACACAAGAAACUGCAUCCGCCCAGCAUGGGCGCGGCUGGAACCGAUCAGCCCAAGGGCGCUCAUCACUACUACUCAGCCGACGAAGUGCCGUUCGCCAUAUCCAAAUAUUGGCACCAACGCUACAAUAUCUUCUCGAAAUACGACGACGGCAUCUGGAUGACAGACGACGCCUGGUUCGGCGUGACGCCGGAGCCCGUCGCACAAAAGAUUGCAGAACACGUUGCCACAGCUCCCGAAUCCAAGACGGUCCUCAUUGAUGCCUUUGCGGGAGCGGGCGGCAAUACUAUCGCUUUUGCACUGUCCGGCCGAUGGAAGCAAAUUUUCGCGUGCGAAAAGGAUCCGCAGGUGCUUGCUUGCGCUAAGCAUAAUGCUGAAGUGUAUGGUGUGGCUAAGAAGAUUUGGUGGAUCCAAGGAGACGUCUUCAAUGCGUUGUCGAAGCAAUUGAAGGGCUUGGCGAAGGACGCGGUGGUGUUUGGGAGUCCGCCGUGGGGUGGACCGACGUAUGCGGACUACGAAGUCUUCGAUCUGGCUCACAUGCAGCCGUAUUCACUCGACAAGCUCUACACCUCUUUCUCCGGCCCAGCGAGCCAUGUGGUCCUCUACUUGCCGCGCACUUCGGAUCUGAGACAACUGGUCAAGCUGGCGGAAGACGAUGAUAAGCUCAAAGUCACUCAUUACUGCAUGCAUGGAGCUAGCAAAGCGCUGUGCGUCUUUUUCGGCGACUUCGAGCUGGAUUGAGCGGGUAUCUGUCGUGAGGCAUUUCAAAAUCGCGCAUGGUCGCGUAGCCCGCCACACUAUCAAGCGCGGGCACUUCAAUUAAAGGACAGUGAUGACAUUCUUCCCAGCAGCGCUGAAAUUCAGCAUCACUUACUUGGAUGGUGGGAUGCAUCGUCGACCACCUGAGCAAAGGCCUGCGACAUACACGCAUAGCUCCACUUUGGUGGGAGACAAUAGCCAACGACAAGACUACACCUCCGACACAGCGAUGGAAGCUGAGGUGUAAAAACCACGGGGAACGAAGGUGGUCAGGUGAUGGGCAAUCGCAGUCUCUCCACUAGGUAUUUUAGGCCUGCACAUCAACCGUAUCCAACGCCUGCACA
Molecule: messenger RNA, 1142 nt
Organism: Neohortaea acidophila
Lineage: Eukaryota; Fungi; Ascomycota; Dothideomycetes; Mycosphaerellales; Teratosphaeriaceae
Product: RNA cap guanine-N2 methyltransferase-domain-containing protein
Exons: 2
Coding region: 67-780 (237 amino acids)
Biological process (GO): 7-methylguanosine RNA capping; 7-methylguanosine cap hypermethylation
Cellular component (GO): nucleus
Molecular function (GO): RNA cap trimethylguanosine synthase activity
Source: RefSeq, a predicted model, not a curated record